AUGUCGAUCUCCGUCCGCGUGGGUCUCAUGAGCGGGAGAGCUGUGUGGAUUAGCUGCAAAGGCAAUUGUACCGUAGGCGAGCUCCGACUCCAGGCACAGAAUGCCUUGCAAACUGGAAGUGGCAGACUGGUGAAUACUGCUUUGGAAGUGCUUCGAGAAGAAGCUACACUCGACCAAGCAGGCAUCAAGACCGGAGAGGACUUGCUCUUACACUUUCGACAACUGUCCCUGGCUUCUACUGAAAGGGGUUUUGCGGCUCUCCUCAGCGAUGGAUCUGUUGUGACUUGGGGCCAUGCUGACGAUGGUGGCGACAGCAGCUCUGUCAAAGACCAGCUCAGGACCGUGCAACAGAUCCAGUCCACAAAUCGCGCGUUCGCUGCAAUCCUUGCCGAUGGAGCCGUGGCAACUUGGGGCCACGCAGGUUGCGGUGGUGACAGUAGCUCCGUCAAGGAGCUAUUGAAGGACGUGCAGCACAUCGAGGCCACACACGAGGCGUUCGCUGCGAUCCUCAGUGACAGAUCUGUCGUGACUUGGGGUUCUGCUGGUUGGGGUGGCGACAGCAGCUCCGUUCAGGAUCAGUUGAAAGCAGUGCACCAGAUCGAGGCCACGAUUGGCGCAUUCGCUGCAAUCCUAUAUGACGGAUCUGUUGCAACUUGGGGCCAUGCUGGUUGGGGCGGUGACAGCGGCUGUGUCCAAGAUCGGCUCAGGGCCGUGCAACAGAUCCAGGCUACUAAUUACGCUUUUGCGGCGGUUCUCAGUGAUGGAUCCGUCGCAACUUGGGGCCACGCCGGUUGUGGUGGCGACAGCAGCUCUGUCAAGGCGCAGCUGAAGGACGUGCAGCACAUCGAGGCCACCAUUGGUGCAUUCGCUGCGAUCCUUAGUGAUGGAUCUGUUGUGACCUGGGGCCAUGCUGGCUGGGGUGGCGACUGCCGCUGCGUCCAGGAGCAGCUCAAAAAUGUGCAGCAGGUCCAGGCCACAAAUCGUGCCUUUGCUGCGAUCCUCACCGAUGGGUCUGUUGUGACUUGGGGCCAUGUUGGUUGGGGUGGCGACAGUCGUGCCGUUCAGGAUCAGCUGAAGGGCGUGCAACACAUCCAGGCCACAAAUCGUGCAUUUGCUGCGAUCUUGAAUACUGGAUCCAUCGUGACUUGGGGCGAUUCUACUCUGUGUAGUUACAGCAACUCGGUUCAGGAGAAGCUGAAGGACGUGCAGCAUGUCCAGGCUUCGAGCCGUGCAUUCGCUGCUAUCCUCAGUGAUGGAUCUAUCAUAUCUUGGGGUGGCGAUGCCAGGUGGGAUGGCCUGAAUUAA
Messenger RNA from Symbiodinium necroappetens, 1305 nucleotides. The record is from the annotation of a GenBank genome assembly. Lineage: Eukaryota; Dinophyceae; Suessiales; Symbiodiniaceae.